Molecule: messenger RNA, 1287 nt
Organism: Coniosporium apollinis CBS 100218
Lineage: Eukaryota; Fungi; Ascomycota; Dothideomycetes
Exons: 3
Coding region: 1-1287 (428 amino acids)
Source: RefSeq, a predicted model, not a curated record
AUGUCAGAGGGGCGCCCCUCCGGCGUUUCAUGCAAAGAGCCACCAGCAGCUCGAACUGAAUGGAAGAGCGGUCCGACCUGUCAGUCAAUCCGUAAGCGUCAGAUCCUUCGCCAAAACGCCAGAGACCAGAAAUGGAAGCGCGAGGACCGGGCGUCCACCGUUGAGGUCCACAGCAUGUUGCACACCAAGCGGCCGGAUGAUCGUAGAGCUUCCGCACCGUACGCGUACGGUGCAAGAGGUCGGCCUUUCAAGGAGUACAAGAUUAAGUUCGAGGAGCGCAACCUACCCGUGCAACCGAAGCGCAACCGCAAGCGGCGUGAGCAGGGCGUACGGCCGUCCGUCGAGGAUGAGCAAUGUGCUCAAUUGCAAAACCAUACUACCUGCGGAAACCCCAACGCAGCGAACAAAGCUGAUGUACUGGGUGCCGAAGUUGUUGAGAAGCCGCAGUGCAUUCGCUCUCGCAGCCCAACGGAAACCGCGCGCGAAUCUGUCCCACUGGUGAAAGAGUAUGCGGAGUCAAAAGUCGUGCCCUCAACCGGGAAGAAGCGUGCGGCAACCGAGGUGGCCGAUGACGAGUCAGAGGUUCCGCACCCACAGGAGAGAUCAAAGGCCAAGAUACGUCGCCUUGAGACCGAAGUCUCCGAGCUCAAAGAGACGUGCACCCGUAUUGAACAGGACGGAAAUCGGCGAGUGCAGGAACUUGAAAUUACCCUCGAGCGGCGUAUCGAAGACCUGCUCCGGGCCAAGCAGGCCGAGAUGGCGUCGACUACCCCCAAGUUUCCGCAAGCAGGAAUCCCGCAGCCCAUACCGCACACGUCUCCACGAUCGAAGAUCCCCUACCAAGGUCAGAGGUCAUACUCCAGACAUGGAAUCUUCGCCCCUCCGGCGUCUCAGGCUCCUCGGCGGAAUACGAUGCAAAGCGCGGCUCCAACUGCACAAGCAGGCCAAUCAUAUCGAUCUGGGCUAUCGCAAACAAACGGGUCACCUGUUGUUAGGGGCGCUGUUCAAACCGCGUCUACAUCAGAAACUAGCCGCCCUAUCCCGACCGGUCCACGUAAUAAAUCGCAUGCGUACUGCAGGUGUAUCAACCUGCACCGGGACUUCCUCAACACCGUCGCGAUACCAUCAAUCGACACCUGGCCCAAAGCUGAGCUUCAAGAGUAUUACCGGUGCAUCAAGCAGAUCGCCAACUGCAAGGCACAUAACAAGCUAGGCAAGGCAUGCAAGAAGUUCAUGUCUGGAAUGCAGGGUCGGGAAGCUUUCGGCGCCGGCGCGCAUAGAUCAUAA